Phlebotomus argentipes is the source of this 3347-nucleotide messenger RNA. Its product is annotated as protein takeout-like. The transcript is spliced from 5 exons. The record is from RefSeq and is a predicted model, not a curated record. The coding region runs from base 549 to 1298 and encodes 249 amino acids. NCBI's taxonomy places the organism in Eukaryota, Metazoa, Arthropoda, Insecta, Diptera, Psychodidae.
AAAUGUGCUACUGAUCAAACUCCCGAUCGCACCGCAGUUGAGAUAGGAAUUCUGUGAAGAAACUGUGAGAAAAGUCUAGAGAAAUUACUUCCAUUGUGCUCCAAAAGUAUCCACAGCACAGACAGUGUGUUCCGGGGAUUCCCUGUCUUCCCAAAGACCGUCUCACUGCUCAUGUGCACUGAAAUAAGAGCCAAGUGUGUGCUUAGAAAGUGAAUGUAAGAAAUUUUUGUGAAAAGAACACGGCAGAAUUGCUUCAUUCCUUUUCAAAAAGUUGGGCAUUUGUAAAGCGAAGAGAAAAAAAAACGAAAUAUUCUUAUGCAAUGUAAGAUUUGUUAUACAACGGACACUUUGAUAAUUUAUAGGCUGUUGUGAGUCACAAGAAGUAAUAAUUUUAUCUAUUUCAACUUUCGUGCUACCUAUUUGUCCGCGAAACAAAGAAAGGAUUACAGACGAGAGACUGUGUUGAAAGAGUUCACUUUCAUCUUCAUCCCAAGUUGAGAGAGUUUUGCAGAAGAGUUUCAAUUCAAAACAAGACAGACUCUGACAAUAUGUUGGCUGUACAUCAAAUCCUCAUCUUUGUGGCUGUUGCACUUGUGCAGACACAUGGAGAACAGCAGACACCCGAAUAUAUUCUUCCAUGCUCGCGCAGCGAUCCUGAGCUCAACUCGUGCAUAAGGAACUCCUUCAACCACUUAAGGACGUACGUUGUGAAUGGCCUGAAAGAUCUCGAUGUGCCUCCACUUGAUCCUCUGCACAUCAGGGAAAUGGCCAUGGAGAACAACGCAGGAGCCGUCCAGGUGAAAGCUCUCUUCACGGACAUCGUGGUGAAAGGUGGCAGCAACUACACGAUCAAGGAUGUUCGUGCCGAUAUCAAUAAAUACCGAAUUGAUGUCAGUGUUACAGUUCCUCGAGUGGAGACGCGGGGCAAAUACGAGGUGAUUGGGCGAGUUCUUCUCCUUCCAGUGCAGUCGAGUGGAGAAUUUUGGACGGAGUUUACGAACAUCAGUGCGAUUGGGAAACUGUAUGGCCGAGAGGUUGAGAAAGAUGGUGAAAAGUACAUGAAUAUUGAUAAGAUUUUCUUAGACUUCAACCUGAAAAAUGCACGCUUCAAGGUGAAAGACAACAUCAACAACGGCAAUGUCUUGGGUGAAGCAAUCAAUCAGUUCCUCAACUCAAAUGCCCAAGAAUUGGUCCAGGAGAUGCGGCCAGCAGCGUCCCAGAGUGUCGCCAAGCUCGCCAAGCAGCUCAUCAACUCUGCAUUCAAUCGCAUUCCACUGAGAGUGUGGCUGCUGGACUAAGAGGAGUUAGAGUCAAGAUGAGAAAGCGGAUUUUACUACAUUGAUAGUAGACUUUAGUAGAAAUAGGAUAAGAAAAAAGUAUUUUGCAUAUAAGAUUCAAUUGAGAAUUAUUUCAAUUAUGAUUAUGAGUGUAAGAGCAAAACACUAUUCCGCGUAGUGCUGAGGAAUUUGAGAUGUUUUUCAAUAUUCCAAAGAUAGGAAACUAUUUCCCAAUGAUAAUUCUAGAUUUCGUUUGAAAAUUCUUUAUUUGUUUUCAACUGUCUCAAAGUUCAAAAAAUUCCAUGUUCAAAAUUUAUGAUGGAUUCACAAAGCAACUUCAUCGUCAUCUGAAAAUUACGUAUAUACGUAUGUCUCAAAAUUUGAAAUGCGUCUAAUUAACUCUCUUCUAUUAAGUAACUGAAAAAUUUUGUGCAGAUUUAGGAAUGAUAGAAAGCAACAAACAGUACAUAAUUCCCGAAAAAAGCAAGUUACUCUGGUGCGUGUCACAUUACGCCAUGGUCAGCAGUGAAUCAGAGUUUAAUUCGAAAAUUACAUACCCUUUCAAGUCUCAUUUUGUUCCGCGUAUUUAAAAAUUACUUAUGAUAUUCUUGCAUUUCGUUUGUAAAAUAACCUCACGAGUUUGCAAGGUUUCAAAAUCAUUUUGCAGAAUUCUGAGAAAAGAUGUGAUUGUACUGAAUGAGAGACAACAAGGCAUUUAAUCUUCAGUGGAGAAGCAGUAAAAGUGCGAAAAUAAAUUAUUCAGUAUAGCUUGAUUGCAACAUUUAUUGUUUUGAGAGCGUUAUUUAAAGAAAACAUGGAUGAAAUAUUGUGUAAGUGUAAAUAUUAUUAAUUUUCUGUAAUGGAAUUCCUCUUGAUAUAGGAAUAAAGACGGAGAAAAGUGAAUUCAAAUGAUAGUGCAUGUCAUAUGCAAUGUAGUGUUAUUCUAGUUAAUAAGGCAACACAAUUCCCUGGAAAAUUACAUCGAUAUUAUACUUUCUACUUAAGAUAAGGACUCCCGUAUUGUUCAAUUGAGGUGUUUAUUUCUAAACGUACAAUAGAAGUGAGUAAAAGAUGAAUAUACUGUGAAUUUAGGGAAGCAAAAAAUACUACAAAUUGAAUUACAUCAUAAUGUGGAGAAUUAAGAUUAUUGAGUGGUUUAAUUUAAUUUACUAUUACUUCAACAAUCAACAACUGUCUUGGAUAUUUCAAAUAAAGACUCUCCCGAUCGAGGAGUGCGUUUUAAUCUCUGACCGCGGUCAUCACUUUCUAUGAUAACUCCCCACAGUCGAACAACCAGAUCGAUCCGGUUGCCGAGUCCAGGAAAACGUCACAAGCAAUCGAUCCACAAGCAGUUUCAUUUGAAGCACGCCACUUUCUGAGAUAUGGACAAACGCAAGACUUUCAUCUUCACAUUCGACUAAUCACGUCACAUUUUUGCCAAGCAAGCUCGCCGAAUAAUUAUUACAACAUGUGCUCAGCUGUGCGGGAAAAAGCACGCGAACAAGGAGUUUUGCGGAAAAAAGUCACCUUACAGUCCAAAAAGUCGGUUACUAAGCUACUGAGCGGUGAUUAGAGAUUGAGACGUGCUGAUGUUCUUUACUUUUUUAUUUGUUCUAUGUGCAUUUGAGAGCCAAAAGUACAAAUUGUAAUUUAACUAUCUGUUUACCACAUAGUGAAUGAUGUAAAUAAAUUCUCAUGUUGAGUGAGUGUUUGGACUAUCUUGGAUCUUUUUUUGCGCCUCGUCCGCCAAUUUGUAACAUUUGAUAAUGAAACUCCUUUCCACAUGAGUGACUCUGUUCCAUCUCUAUGCCUCCCUUUGCUACUACGCACUUCCAUUCUGUGGCAUGGCAGCAACAUUCCGGACCAAUACCAACAUUGAAUGCAUCCCGAAAGAAGUCAAUGCGAUGCGCUGAACUUUGCGCAUCAAUCUAGUUGAGAUCCGAAUAACUGCGCAAUGCCCUACUGCAACAAUUCUCCGCCGACUGGCCAGAUAAGGAGUCGUUCUGAUGGUUCUUCACCUGAAAAUACUGUUCAGCUCUGUCUCAGCCAGACAAUUUCACCCGAUAGACU